Messenger RNA from Acanthoscelides obtectus, 426 nucleotides. The record is from the annotation of a GenBank genome assembly. NCBI's taxonomy places the organism in Eukaryota, Metazoa, Arthropoda, Insecta, Coleoptera, Chrysomelidae.
AUGUCAACCAGAACGUAUGACAAGUUGCAUGCUGAGAUAUGUGAAGCUUGGAAGCAGAAGAGCGUAGAAACGAUGAAAAAUGCAGCAGAUGAAGAAAGGGCGCUCGCAAUGACUGAUGGACAAGUGGAUGCAAAUGGAGUUCCGCUAAUAACUGUGGUAGCUGAUGGAAGUUGGGCAAAAAGAUCCUACCAUUCUAAUUACAGCUCCCUGUCUGGUGCCGCUGCCAUAAUCGGCUACAAAACAAAACUCUUUCUAGGAGUAAGAAAUAAGUAUUGCACCAUUUGCAAGAUAGCUGAGAGGGCCAAUAUGUCUCUAACUAAGCCACACAAAUGUUUUAAAAAUUGGACUGGUUCAUCAAGCAGUAUGGAGGCCGACAUAACUGCGGAAGGCUUUUCUAAGAGCUUGGCCAAAUAUAUGAUAAGUUGA